Molecule: messenger RNA, 3822 nt
Organism: Ochlerotatus camptorhynchus
Lineage: Eukaryota; Metazoa; Arthropoda; Insecta; Diptera; Culicidae
Product: tetratricopeptide repeat protein 14-like
Exons: 11
Coding region: 256-3678 (1140 amino acids)
Molecular function (GO): protein binding
Source: RefSeq, a predicted model, not a curated record
CGAUGUCUUGACAUCAGAGUGGAAAGAAGUGCGUAUCGCGAAAGUACGGUUAUUCCGCUGGCGUGGGUCGGAUUUAAUUCUACCAAAUUGAAUUUUGAUCGUUUCAGUUUUAGUGCUAAUUUUUAGAUUUUCAGCAUAAAUUGGUACUCGCAACGGAUUGCGAGUACCUCCAAGUGUAUUUCGAUAUCGGUGGAGAGUGCUGAAGAGAUAAUAAUAAAAAAGAAAGAGCAAAAUACUCCUCUGAGGCACACAAAAAUGUCUUCGCACCAGCUGGAUUCCGAGCUGGUGGAAAGAGCUAUUGGAUUCCAUGGAUUACCGUUGCAAAAAAUUUGGGAAGGAGAACGUGGUGACGCCGAUCUGUCCCGCAUAGGUGUCUCAAACCCGGACUAUUCUGUUUAUCAGUCUCGCCAGAAGACACUCACCUUCCAUGAUCGUGCCAAAAGGUUCAAGUUGCAUCAGUUUCUGUCCAAGAAAGCUGAUUCUUUAUAUGAUAGUGAACUUAACAGGCAGCCACUGAUGGCCCGAACAGAAAGGCGACGUCCGGGAGACUUUCAGCAAUAUGAUAAAUUUACUGUGCCACCCUUCGAUGCCUUUAUGGACAUUGAGACGAACGAAAAAGUCAACCAUUUUCUACAGACUGCGAGGCCGGGUGACGUUGUGUAUGGAAUAGUGGCCAAUAAGAAUCAUCAAGGAAUCAUUUUCAAAGUGUUACUGUCGCUGGGAAAUACGUGUUGUUUCAUUAAUAGCAGCGCAGUCAAGGCAUAUGUGUCAACUAACUAUUUGGUUCCGGUUUAUGACCGCAAUGGCGCCGUUCGCAGUUUUACGACCAACGAUUUAAUCUGCUGUGAAGUAGCUGAUGCUCAACCCGAUGCUAGAAAAUUAAUCUGUACCAUGCAAAGGACACUUCUGAGUCGUUCACCUAGUACAAUCACUUACGGACUAAUUUCUGCAGAAGACCUCCCUCAAGCAUACAAACUUAGCCUUGCAGCAACAAAGGAAAUCAGACCGUACGAGUACUAUCUGAAGAAAACACCUUCUUUCAAUGACCCUCGGGGCAUUGAAAGUUUGAUGCAAGAACUUGGCCUCAGUGGAACCGAAUUUUACAGCAACAUGUCAAAUUUAAAGGGAAAGUUUCCUCAGCAAGAGUACGCAGGUGAACUCCGUAAUUCACAAGCAAGCAAAUGGGCAUUUAGAUCCGUCGCCGAAGGAAUCGAACACUUCAAAGAAGGUCGUCACAGUGAAGCAUUUCAGUGUUUGAACAAAGCACUCAGUAUUGAUCCCCGCAAUGUGGAGGGAUUGGUAGCCCGGGGGGCACUUUAUGCCAACAGCGGUUCAUUCAAGAAAGCGGUCGAUGACUUUGAGAUGGCAUUGAAGAUCAACUCAUCCCAUGCCAAUGCCCGGAAGUAUAUGGGCGAAACGUUGGUUGCGUUGGGACGAAGCUACGAGGAGGAGAACCGCGCCGAUGAGGCCAAAAAAGCCUACCAGGAUUGCUUGAAUAUUAUUCCACAUCAUGAAGAAGCGCAAAACUCGUUGGAGUUUCUAAAGUCUAAAUCGUUCAACAAGCAGAUCGUUGCUCCGAAUGAGUUGGAACUGCCGGCAUUGAAUAUUCCCAAAUCGUCGUCAUCACACGAUCGCAAUAAGCAGGAACCGGACACAUCCGGUGUCAGUGGUUCCAAGCGGGCCGGCUCGGAAAACCGUAAGGAUAAGAAGGGCACCAAGAAGCAAGAGAAGAAGAAACGUCACAAGAAACACCAGAGCAGCUCCAGCGAUUCGAGCUCCAACAGUUCCGACUCCAGCGAUUCGAGCUCGGAUUCGGAUAGCAGCAGCAGCGAUUCGUCGUCCACUUCGGAUUCUUCGCGAUCGUCCAGGCCCAAGAAGCGUUCCAAACGCAGUAAAACCGAGAAGAAACAAAAAUCUCUGUCCCCGCUCAGCAAACGCAUGUCGGCUGGAAUGGGAAAUGACACCCGCGGCCACGAUGGACCGUUCCCGUUCGGCAAUCAAGCUGCACAUGGCCAUCCACCCGCCGGAACAGACGAAUAUGAAUUGAAGGUCCGCAAGUUCUUGGAUAUGCCACGUGACGAAGAUGACUACGAGGAAAAAGUACGUCGUUUUGUAGCAGAGGCGUCAAAGUACCAGAAAGAACGCAAAGCACAAGAGGAAAAAACAAAGAAGAAAAAGAAGAAGGACGAUAAGAAAGCUAAAAAGGAAAGCAAAAAGAAACGUAAAUCAGAGGAAAAGAAGAAAUCGAAAAAGAAGGACAAGGACGAAGAUGUCCUGAACAACGAUAAAUUAAAGGAAGCGUUGAAAAUCUUUGAAAAUUUCCCUGUUCUGGAUGAGCUUGGUAGCAAGCUGUCGGAAUAUUAUUCGAAACUUGAAAACCAAGGAGCAGGUCCUAGCGGGAUGGCUUCGGUUAUGUCUUCACUUCUGACUAAGAGUUCUAAAAAAGACGCAACAAAAGCGGAGAAAACGGAAGAACCGAAAGCCUCGUCGAAGCCACCCGAUUUGGCAGCAAAGGAACGAUCGGACAAAGACACCAAAUGGCGGAUGAUGUUCAACAAAGAUGAGAGAGCAGUAGUAAAGGAACCCCCACCGACGACCAAGAGUUUUGUUCCAAAGCAGUACGCGUUUUCCAACGAAUCGGAUGAAGAAUCACUAGGGGUAUUUCAGAUGCAACAACAUCAGCAACAGUUACAGCAGAAAGCAAGUCAAAGGACUGCUCGCUACGAUGAGGAAAAGAACAGAAGAAGACCACCUACACCGGAGAAGCCGAAACCAUCUGUUUCGCAAAUGGCACCGGUAAAAUCUGGUCCGGUUGUUUUGGAUAAAUUCGGUAACUUUAGGCUGGCCAAUGCUGAAGAAACAACAAAGCCCCCGGAGCCAUCGGGUCCACCGCGUAGAUCCCGUAGUAGGUCUCGUGGCCGCCGCUAUGGCAGUUCCAGCCGUUCUCGGUCGCAAAGCAUGAGACGUCGCUCCCGUUCGGGGAGCUUCAGAAGACGUUUCAGUCGUUCGAGGUCCCGGUCCUUUAGUCGGUCUCGGUCACGGUCUUACUCGAGAAGCCGCUCCCGCUCACGGAGCUUCGAACGGCGUCGUUUCGAUCGUCGAGACUAUCGUGGCAGGGGUGGUUUCCAUAAUCGACCUUUCGGAAACCGCUUUCAUUCCAGAGGUGGUUUCAUGAAUCGCCGUGGUGGUUUUCGAGAUUUCCGUGAUUCUGGUCGCGGAGGAUUCCGGGACCGUCCGUUCCGCAAUAAUAAUCGUUUCCGUGGACGAUUCCAGCGAUCUUUCAGUCGAAGCACGAGCAAGUCUCCCGAUCGUAUUCCGGUGAGUCCAAGCGAGCGUCAUCGACGUGAUCGGUCUCGUGAUCAGGAUCGAGAUCGUUCUCGCGAACGUAAUUAUGAACACAAGCGCUCGAAAGAACGGGAACCUUCUAAAACAAAGGAAAAGAGAGAAGAUAAAGAAAAGCCCGCAGCAGAAGAAACCAGCCGAGUAUAUUUGGCUGAUGACAUUGAAGGACGUUGGGCCGACAAGAAAGACAAUGAAGAACAGGAUCCUCCACCUCCGGGAGCAGAAGAUACUACCCUUGAUGAUUUGGAAAGAAUAUUGGAUAAAGCUCGAAAGGAUAAGAAAGAUGAGAUGAUGGAGCGGAAUAAGGACAUUCUGAAGAAAUCUGGCGAAUUAUAAACUAACAAUAAUUUCUUAGAUUUUAGCCUAGUGGUUUGAAACAUCUCAGAUAAGUGAAUGAGUAAAAGAAAUGAAAAGUUUCGGACAACAGAUUAUCUUUCACUGCACUACCUAACACCUUCAUGGUGGAAACUCAAUAAAAUC